AUCUGGUGGAGCUUUUAGGUGGACUGACCCGGCCGGGUUCUGUUUCGUGGUCCAAGUCGACACGUAAAGUUGAAGCUCAGCUUGUCUGAAUCGCGCCCGAGCGGAGACAAGCCUUUGACUGGCACGCCGCCGCCUCAGCGCGUCAUCGCGGGCGACUCGAGGCCUCCGCGUAGUCAACUUCUUCCGGUUGGACCCGUCGUUGCAUCGUGUCCAUCCGCAACGCUGAGCGCUUGACAAAAUCAGAGCGCAGAGAAAACGCGCGUCAGCCCGAGAAUCGAUUUCGCACACGUCUUUGUCAUCUGUCCCGUCCUCCGAUGUACGACCUCGUGACCUCGGCUUUUCCUUUCCUCACGCACAUCAAGAGGACACUUGGACCAAUCAAAUGUGGGAAGAUUGAAUUUCCUCAGUCUCGUGAUGUGUUUUUUCUUUGCGUUCAAUUGCCACACGGGGAGCGUCGGCAUCCGCCGCAAGCCGCAUCUUUCUGGGCUAAGAAGGGCCGGCCGGCCGGGCAGGUCAGCCGCAGGCAUCAGAAAAGGUUCACCAAAGUAUUGCCCACAAGACAACCUGUAUUAUGAAGGGAAUAUAGAAUACUUUACAUUCUAUUACAUAUUAGAAUAUAAAGUAUUCUAUAUUCCCUUCAAUUACAAGAGCCAUAUUUGGUGCUGAUGCGUCGCUGGCUUUGAUGUGGCCAGUAAGCGCAAAUGUGCCAAGAGAAUGCCCCGAACUUCAAAGCGUUUGCUUUCCUGCUUUAUUCUUUGUCUUUUUGCGCCUUGAUCUCCCAAACGCCACACGGCCUUCGGCGUCCAAAGAUUACCUCGGCGCAUCUCGAAUCGAGUCGAGGAAUCCAGAGAGACGAAGCGUUUGCGAGAAACCCAACCGGAGAGCGCCAGAGAAAACAUGAACAUGGAGAAACGUUACUCAGGAAACACAAAGAAAAGGAGCUCGCAGGGAAACAAUUGUAAGAAGCCGUUUGAGCGCUUUGCAACAACGGCCACAUGAAGAAAGAUAAAGUGGAACGCCAGAGAAAAAGAACCUGACAUAUGCAUCCAUCUUGACCAUUCAGUUAAAUGGGUGGUGGAAUUAUUCAAAAGGUUUCAAGCAAUUAUCUUCAAACUAUAUUUCAUAAUAACGACAUUUAACGGAUAGGCUCCAGCACGCCCGCAGCCCGCCCGAGGAUAAGCGCUACCGAAAAUUACAACGCAGCUCGUGGGUCACUCGUGGCUGUGAGGUUGAGAGCUCCAAGCUUUGCUGUGGCCUUCCUCGAAAUUGUGUGAAUUUGUGAGUGUCGCGAACCCCAAAUAUUUUGCAGUUUUUCAGCGGAAAAGCCCAUCUGCCAUUAUUUACUGCUGAGAACUCGCCUAUUUGUUUUGUUGUUUUGGAGUCUAGCGUGUGUGGAGCAUGAAAACUGUCACGGUUAGGGUUUUCCAAGGCAAGGGCAAAACGUGGAGGACCCAAGGGCAGGGAGGCAAGGCAGGAGUCUCCAAAAGGGUUAUAUUCAAUUCCCAAACUAAACAAAGUCCCACAACAGAUCACCAAAGUAACACACUUGACUAAACCUAAAACUGCAACCAAAACAUGACUGGUCACUAAGACGUGGCACAGACAGAGGCAAUGACAACGAACCGACAAGAAGCGAAAGAAACCAGGGAACUAAAUACAAACAGAUUGACGAGACAACGAGGAACACCUGGACAGGACACGAGCGGCUGGAGGGACCCGAUUGGUCGACACGAGCCCCGUCAUCGGUCGCCUCCUGGGAUGACCCCAGGCAGAGGUCACCGCCCCCCUCCGGAGAACGGCCUCAUCUUUUGCCAGUACUCCAACUUGGAGCUGGCCGCCCAAAACGCAGCCCUGCGAGAGCAGCUGCGUUUCCAGCACCACCGAUACGAUCACGAAAGGCAGCGGCUCCUGCGAGCUCUGAAGAAACCCGGCGAGUCCGACCCGGAAAACAUCGUCGCGGCCGUCGACAAAGCGUGGCAACGGCGCUGGGCCGCCCGAGAGCAGGAGGCCGCCGCCCAGUUUCAGAGUCAUCGAGAGGGCGUGCAGCGCUACGUGGACGACAUGGCGCUUCAUUUUCACAGCCAGCUGGAAAUCCUGCACGUGCACAACGUGGACACGGUCUGCUACUUUCAAGGCGAGAUGGAGUACAUGCAGUGGCACAUGGGACGAGCCAUCUCGGAGAAGGACGAGCUCGUCCAAAACCUGAAAAAAGAAAACUCCGUCCUCGUAGCGGAGAACAAAGCGAUGUCCUCCCAGCUCUGUAAAUUCAACGCAGACACGCCAGAGCCAGAAAACGCUCGAGAAGAGGACGAUCGGUCGCAGGCCGAGCGACAGGGCGAGACGAGCCCCGCCGUUGACGAGCUCCGGGAACAAGUGGAAAUGCUGGGCGACACCUUCAAGAGCCUCGCGGUGCGCGAAGAGGAGCUCCAGGUGCUGGAAGCUGAUUGGUGAGAGAGUUUAGACUGAGCUGGUCUUCCGCUUCCUCUGGCCUGACUCCCAACUGCACUGUGCGUCCUGGCUUUGGCUUUGGCUCUGGCAGCCAUUUUGUUUUCCCUCUGUUUUAACACGUACAAAAAAAAAAAAUAUAUAUUAAAAUCAAAAAAAAUUCGAGUGAAAUUGGAGCAGAGCGAAGAAUAAAUCUCAUAUUUUCUGCCUCUGUACAGAAAAAAAACAUUUACAUUUCACUCUACAAAUCACUAAAGUCUUCUAAAUGAUUUUGAACGUAUUUUGCAGAACAUUGUCUCAACCAUUUGAUAAUUAUUUAAUACCCUUCAUUUAAUGAGCUUUUAAAAUCAUUUUUAGUCAAAUGUUUGUUGUAAUCGGCUAUCUGCGGUCAGGCUGGCAUUGCAAAUGGAAAUAUCUUGUCAGUUGUCCUAACCUGGAUACAUAAAGGUUAAAUAAAUAAAAUAUUAAUUGAGCUUGA
Phycodurus eques (leafy seadragon) is the source of this 2923-nucleotide messenger RNA. RefSeq lists its product as uncharacterized. The transcript has 4 exons. The record is from RefSeq and is a predicted model, not a curated record. The coding region runs from base 1612 to 2451 and encodes 279 amino acids. NCBI's taxonomy places the organism in Eukaryota, Metazoa, Chordata, Actinopteri, Syngnathiformes, Syngnathidae.